AUGCAGCGUCGCGACGACCCCGCCGGUCGCUUAUCGCGGGGACAGGGCCCCGGUGGCCGCGCGCCGCCGCCGCGCCGAGCGCCCCGUGGCGGAGGGGCCCGCGGGGCCGCCAGCGGAGCGCAGCCGCCGUCCGGUGGGGCCGCAGGCGCCGGGAAGAUGGAGCCCGAGAACAAAUAUCUGCCCGAGCUGAUGGCUGAGAAGGACAGCCUGGACCCGUCCUUCACGCACGCCAUGCAGCUGCUGACCGCAGAAAUUGAAAAAAUUCAGAAAGGAGAGACCACAAAGAAGGAGGAGGAGGAGAACUACCUGGAUUUAUUUUCCCACAAGAAUAUGAAGCUGAAGGAACGAGUUCUGAUCCCUGUCAAACAAUACCCCAAGUUCAACUUUGUUGGGAAGAUUUUGGGACCCCAAGGCAACACCAUUAAGAGACUUCAGGAAGAAACUGGUGCUAAAAUCUCUGUGCUGGGGAAAGGCUCCAUGAGGGACAAAGCCAAGGAGGAGGAGCUGCGCAAGGGCGGCGACCCCAAGUACGCGCACCUGCACAUGGACCUGCACGUGUUCAUCGAGGUGUUCGGGCCCCCCUGCGAGGCCUACGCCCUCAUGGCCCACGCCAUGGAGGAGGUCAAGAAGUUCCUGGUCCCUGACAUGAUGGAUGAUAUCUGCCAGGAGCAGUUCCUGGAGCUCUCCUAUCUCAACGGGGUCCCGGAGCCCAACCGCGGCCGAGGCGUCCCCGGGCGGGGCCGGGGGGCAGCCCCGCCUCCCCCUCCCCCUGUGCCAAGGGGCCGUGGGGUCGGGCCCCCUCCUCCUCCUCCUCCCAGGGGUGCCCUGGUGCGGGGCGCCCCCGUGCGCGGGGCCCUGGCCCGGGGCGCUGCCAUGGCCCGGGGGGUGCCCCCGCCCCCGGCCGUGAGGGGAGCCCCUGCCCCCCGGGCACGGGCAGCUGGCAUCCAGAGGAUACCCCUGCCCCCGCCCCCCGUGCCGGAGAGCUACGAGGAAUACGGCUACGAUGACACGUACGCAGAGCAGAGCUAUGAGGGCUACGAGGGCUACUACAGCCAGGGCCAAGGGGAUACAGAAUAUUAUGAUUAUGGACAUGGGGAGGCACAGGAAACCUAUGAAGCUUAUGGCCAAGAUGACUGGAAUGGAACCCGGCCCUCCCUGAAGGCGCCCCCAGCCCGGCCAGUCAAGGGGGGCUACAGAGAGCACCCCUAUGGCCGCUACUGACCCCCAAAAACGGGGCCAAAAACCCCAAUUUAGGAGCAAACUCUUGUUUCUGGUUCUUGUAUCUCCCAGGAUUCCCGUUGCUUUACCCACAGCAGACAAGUAAUUGUCUCCCUGUUUUUCUUCCCGGCCCUUUUUUUCCUCCCACUCCAUCCUCACCUUGCAUUUUGGCUUCUGUACGUAGUGAUUUCUUGAUGGAUUUUUAAAUAGAUUUAGAAGGGGGGGAAAAAAAAACAACAACAAAAAACAACUUUUUUAAUUUUUAUUAUUUUUAAUUUUUUUUUUCUUCUUUCAGUGUGUAGAUGGCUUUUCUUUCUUUGUCGUGUUUAGGUUAAAAAACAAAAAAACAAAAAAACAAACUGUACCUUUUAUAAGGAAAAAAAAGACAAAAAAAAUAUCCUAAAAAGCGAGUUAAAAAAAAAAUGUUAGUUUCCAAAAGUGACAUGCUUUGCUUAGUGCUGAAAUUAAGGUUUUGUUAAAACUUUUAAAGUUUGUUUUAAAGGAACCCAUAAAGGUUGUAGUUGCAGAAUCCCAAAGUAGGCUACAUUUCAAAAUUCAGGGUUAUUUUUUAAGAAUUAAAAUCAUAAUGUAACAGUAGUGGCUGCCACCAUUUAAAAAACAAAAUACAAAAAAAAAAAAAAACAUAACUUCAGAUGCCAAACCUUUAAAAGGAGAUUGCUGGUGAAUCUUGAAGUUUAAAUUUUAACCCAAAGGAUCCUCCAAACAAAUUAAAUAGCAUUUUCUAAAGAGAAUUGACUUAAAAAGAAAAAUUAGGUUGGUAAAAAAAUUGACUUUUCUUAUGUGGAUUUUGAAAUCUAGCCCCCCCUGCAGUGUUGAGAUAUGCUUGGGAAUAUUUUUCCAGUGGAAAGGGGUUUUAGUUUAAUUCUAAAUUAACAAUUUUUGAGGGAAAAAAACCAAAAUAUGGCUCUGAUUACCCAGUGUUUGAUAAAAAGAAUAUUCCAUGUGUAGACCUGUAAAAUUCUGAUUUUUUGUAGCCCAUUGAGGCAGAAAAUGAUGAAAAUUUCAACCUCACUCUAAAAAAAUCUCAUUUUCAAGCAGUCCCAGCCACUUCUUCAAGUGUAUCUCAGCACGAGCUUUGCAUAAAAAGGGACACUGCAGCUGUAAAACAAAAAAAAAAAACAAAAUUAAAAAAAAAAAAACAGACAAAAAACAACCCAAAUUUCACUUUGUACAUAAAGAUAAAGUCCUAAUUGGAUUUGUUACACUGUCCUCCCACUCUGUUCUGGAAGAGAAAAAUGCAACAUUUUGUGUAAAGUCUGCCUAACUAGGUAGCUCAAAACGUGUCAAAAUGUCUGUCUCAAUCUGUCAAUAAAGUUUAGUCCUUUUUUAAUCAAA
Melospiza georgiana is the source of this 2574-nucleotide messenger RNA. RefSeq names its product KH RNA binding domain containing, signal transduction associated 1 (gene KHDRBS1). NCBI's taxonomy places the organism in Eukaryota, Metazoa, Chordata, Aves, Passeriformes, Passerellidae. Gene Ontology annotation, molecular function: mRNA binding; poly(A) binding. Gene Ontology annotation, cellular component: nucleus. The coding region runs from base 1 to 1221 and encodes 406 amino acids. The record is from RefSeq and is a predicted model, not a curated record. The transcript has 9 exons. Gene Ontology annotation, biological process: regulation of alternative mRNA splicing, via spliceosome.